Molecule: messenger RNA, 3412 nt
Organism: Scaptodrosophila lebanonensis
Lineage: Eukaryota; Metazoa; Arthropoda; Insecta; Diptera; Drosophilidae
Product: WD repeat-containing protein 6
Exons: 3
Coding region: 41-3028 (995 amino acids)
Biological process (GO): tRNA methylation
Cellular component (GO): cytoplasm
Molecular function (GO): protein binding
Source: RefSeq, a predicted model, not a curated record
GUGCAAACAAUGUAAAUAAAGUUCGCUUUGAUAUUUCGCUAUGAGAACAAAUCAAGCAUUGUUUACCGACGCUUUGGGCUUACAGGUCGCGCCGGAUAGCUCAAUUCUGGUUGGUGUUGGUAACCAAGCAUUCCUGCGCACAAGUACGGCUCAAAUACAACUACCAUUGGAAACACGAUAUAGGAAGGUGCAGGGCUUUGCAUUGGGCUCCGAUCGCGGUCCAUACCGACUGAUAUUACUCUACACUGACAAUGAAUAUUUUCUUUUUCGCUAUGCAAGUGAUCAGCAGCAGAAAGACCCAUUUAAAUUACUUUAUGAGGCCGAAACAAAAGAUUGGAUAAAUGCCGCCAGCUUUCUUGAAGAUAGUGAUGAUGAAGAUACUGAGCAGUUUGUUUUGCAUAUGGCGCACAGCACUUUAUUGCGCAUAAAAUGCCAGAGCCAGUUGAAAUCUGAGCUUAGUGUUAAUAUUGUCGAACUGAUCUGCUGUACAGAUUAUUCCAUGCUCUAUCACACUCAUUUGCAUGGAGGCAAGUUUGAAGAACUACUCGUUAUGAGUGGAAAUGGAUUCGGCGAAUUACUAAUUUGGCAACCGAGCGCCGGCGUGUCUCAGAAAGCAAGCAUUAAACGAUGUCCCCUGUUGCUGCGAAUGGAGGCACACAAUGGUGUUAUCUUCUCGAUUGCCUAUCAUCCAAAGACAAAUCUGCUGGUCACAACAUCCGACGAUCGUUCCGUAAAGUUCUGGCACCUGCAGAAACCUGACAACUCGAAAACAGAUUGCCAGAAGGUGCAAGUUAGGCCGAUUUUGAGUUGCUUUGGCCAUGAAGCGCGCGUCAUGUGCGCCAUUAUUGUGGAAUAUGAUGGUAGAAUGUAUAUCAUAAGUGGUGGGGAAGACUCGUUCAUAUGCGUUUGGAAUCGGCAAGGGGAGUUGGUGCGGAAGAGGCGUCACCAAUUUGGCGCCUCAAUAUGGAGACUAGCCUACGAUCCCAAUACAACAACGCUUUACAGCAGCGGUUCUACGGGAAAUGUGCUAUCUUAUAAUCUUCACCAGCUUCUGUCACAACAACAAAAAGAACUUACUGAGUUGGCUGCGUUAUCUAAUAAUUGCAAUUAUGAGUUUGUGAGCAAAGUGAAGUUUUUGAACCACCAUAUCAUAAUUGCUUUGUGCAACAAGAGCCGCUUAUACUAUACGGAAAUGAGCAGUUCGAUAGCAACACAAAGCUGGCAUUUAGUUCAAGCUUUUCCCACUUACAAGUGCACCGUAUUAGCCACUCAGGAUGGACUCAUUGCGUGCUGUGGACUUGGUCGGGUUACAUUAAUGCGCUUUGAUAGCACUUCCCAUGAUUUCCAGCAGCUGUACGAUGGCAGUCCAAUUAAAGGCGUAAUACGCGCCUUUCACUUUCUCAGCAAGGAGCUGUUUCUUAUAUCCGACGAGGAGGGAACAUGCAUGAUCUUAAAGGGUCCACAAUUGGAGGUUGAGGCACGCAUAAGUUUACCUAGCUGUCGGGAGCCUUGGCCUACGGCUGCCCUGCUCUUAUCGCCCAAUUGUGUGCUACUAAGUACACGUAAUGGACACGUAAUACUCUACGCACGCGAUGAUGCUUCCAGCUUUGAAUUGAAAGCGACGCUGAAGCGUUUGCAUGGCAAUAUGGGUGCGACAAUGUUAGAACAGAUCAGCAGCAAUGCAGCAGAGUCGUAUAUAUUGAGCGCUGGGCAUGAGUCUACCAUAAAAUAUUUAGUUUUACGUUGGUCCGACUACAGUUUGGCGGCUUGUCGUCGCGAGAACGUGCCGCUGGCGUGGGUAGAGGCGUCACCAACACAAGAUUUGCUGCUCGGCUUCAACGAUAAUCACAUUAUUGUUUGGUCGAAAGAGCACGAUGUGCUCGCACAGUUACCCUGUGGUGGUGGACAUCGCUAUUGGGACUAUCAGAUUCAUCGGGACGUGCUGCAAAUAGUGUUUGUGAAGACGAAAAAGGUAUUCCACUAUCGCCUAUCGCUACAACACAAAAGUCCGGCGCUGCAAUUACGCAAUCGUUGGCAUACGCGUGGCUGCAACACUAUGCAGCUGCUGGAAAGGCACAGCACGGGGCAGACAUUUGUCGUAUCGGCUGGCGACGAUAAUAUAAUAAAAGUAAGCAGCUUUGUCGAUGGCACCCUGCAGCUUUGUACGGAGCUACACACCCACAUCUCGAGUGUGCGUCAUCUUACGUUGCACCAACUGGUACCGGAUACAUGGCUCAUAUUCUCAGUCGGCGGUCGGGCCCAGCUUUGCAUAAAUAAAAUCAAACUCGAAGGCCACUCAGAUUGCCACGCGACAGAGCUUUCCACGCACACAGUGCGAACAGACAUUGCCGAGAAUAAAAUAAUGCUGGAAGCGCGUCUAAUGGCUGUCGAUGUUCUGCGUCGUAAUACAGCUGAGGACUUCUCCGUGUAUAUUGCCAGCGCUGAUGGUAAAAUUCGUUUACACUUUUGGCAACUUCAGCAACCCGACAAGCUUAACUUUCUCUACCUGAUCGAUCUGCAGCGUUGUCCUCUGCAGCUACGCUGUCUGGCCACAACCAAUCUGCUGCUCGUCACCACUACAAACGGACAUAUUGUCUGCUUUGACCCGGAACUACGCACCAAACGAUUUGAGGCUCAGUUGCACUCGGCCGGUGUGAAUGCGUUGGACGCCUUUGUCGAUGGCCAACUCCUUCACAUACUCUCCGGCGGCGAUGAUGAAGAUGUUGUGUACACUACCAUCGAAUUGCAUGGAAUGACUGUCCUGAAACGUUCAUCCUUCACCGGUCUUCACGAUGCUCAGGUGAAUGCCUUGACAAUACAGCCCUGGCGAAGCCCCAACGAUGGCGAACUCUAUGCCUACACCUGCGGCAUCGACAAGCAAAUCUACCGGCUGAGUCUGACCACACAGCAGUACACCAGCAUUGGAUAUACGUGCAUUGCCGAUAUAAAGGGUAUGCUGCUCGAUGCGAAGCAACGGGUCUACUUUUACGGCUGUGGACUACAGGUUCUAUCCUUAGAGCCUAAAUAGUUGGUUUGUUCUAUUACAGAUAGUUAGACAUCCGACCAAAACUGUGAGUUGAUAAUUCAUCUUAAAUAGUAAUAUGUGUACCCGAAAAAUGAACGGGUAUACUACAUAGUUUGAAUGUCCUCAACAGACAUAUCAGGAUGAUGAGACGUCCGUCCAUCAAUUCUUCUGCUGCUCUGUCUGUAUGAACAUCGACCCUUACUAAGACAUUACAGCUUGCUAUAUAGAAACGAUUAGUAAAAUAAAGUUUUCUUUCAACAGGGACAACACAUGAUGUAAAUAAGUCUUGCAGUGAUGAGUUUUAUUAGAAAUUAUCCUUUGUAUAUUUUCUAUUGUAAAAUUUAAUGUUUUAAUUAUAAUAUUUAAAUAAAUUACGAUUGUUUUUUG